Molecule: messenger RNA, 8905 nt
Organism: Nomascus leucogenys (northern white-cheeked gibbon)
Lineage: Eukaryota; Metazoa; Chordata; Mammalia; Primates; Hylobatidae
Gene: CASK
Product: calcium/calmodulin dependent serine protein kinase
Exons: 28
Coding region: 542-3442 (966 amino acids)
Biological process (GO): protein phosphorylation; regulation of neurotransmitter secretion
Cellular component (GO): basolateral plasma membrane; plasma membrane; cell-cell junction
Molecular function (GO): signaling receptor binding; protein kinase activity; ATP binding
Source: RefSeq, a predicted model, not a curated record
CUGCGGGAGGAGGGGAAAGAGGAGGGAGCGUCUCUGCCACCGCCUCCUGGUCCCCAGCGCCGAUCCGCCGCCGCCACCUCCCUCCGCGGCGAUCCUCCCUCCAUGGUCCUGCCGCGGCCCCCUCUGUAGUCGGAGCUGCUCCGCGACGCGACGGAGCCGGCCUCGGACAGAGGGAGCGGUCGCGGCCUCGCGGCCCGCGCGGGCUGACGAGCGGAGAGCGCGACGCCGCGCGGUCCCCGAGGAUCCGCACGCCGGGCAGCGCGGCCCGAGCAGCGCGAGAAGCAGCGGGCGGGCGGGCGGCGCCGGGCCCGGGCCGCCCUCGCUCCCGCGCCCCGGCCCCGCCGCCCGCGCCGGGGCGGUCGCCUGCAGAGGAAGGCGCCGCAGUCUCUGGGCCUCGCGGCCCCACUCGAGCGUCCUCGGCACCGAGGGCUCGCGGGUCCUGAGGGGAGGAGGCGAUCCCGGGGCUGGGCACUGAGCUCUUGGGCGCCCCCACCCCCGUUUUCGAAGCCCUCCACGCUGCGGCCGCUAUCCCCUCCGGACCAUGGCCGACGACGACGUGCUGUUCGAGGAUGUGUACGAGCUAUGCGAGGUGAUCGGAAAGGGUCCCUUCAGUGUUGUACGACGAUGUAUCAACAGAGAAACUGGGCAACAAUUUGCUGUAAAAAUUGUUGAUGUAGCCAAGUUCACAUCAAGUCCAGGGUUAAGUACAGAAGAUCUAAAGCGGGAAGCCAGUAUCUGUCAUAUGCUGAAACAUCCACACAUUGUAGAGUUAUUGGAGACAUAUAGCUCAGAUGGAAUGCUUUACAUGGUUUUCGAAUUUAUGGAUGGAGCAGAUCUGUGUUUUGAAAUCGUAAAGCGAGCUGACGCUGGUUUUGUGUACAGUGAAGCUGUAGCCAGCCAUUAUAUGAGACAGAUACUGGAAGCUCUACGCUACUGCCAUGAUAAUAACAUAAUUCACAGGGAUGUGAAGCCCCACUGUGUUCUCCUUGCCUCAAAAGAAAACUCGGCCCCUGUUAAACUUGGAGGCUUUGGGGUAGCUAUUCAAUUAGGGGAGUCUGGACUUGUAGCUGGAGGACGUGUUGGAACACCUCAUUUUAUGGCACCAGAAGUGGUCAAAAGAGAGCCUUACGGAAAGCCUGUAGACGUCUGGGGAUGCGGUGUGAUCCUUUUUAUCCUGCUCAGUGGUUGUUUGCCUUUUUACGGAACCAAGGAAAGAUUGUUUGAAGGCAUUAUUAAAGGAAAAUAUAAGAUGAAUCCAAGGCAGUGGAGCCAUAUCUCUGAAAGUGCCAAAGACCUAGUACGUCGCAUGCUGAUGCUGGAUCCAGCUGAAAGGAUCACUGUUUAUGAAGCACUGAAUCACCCAUGGCUUAAGGAGCGGGAUCGUUAUGCCUACAAGAUUCAUCUUCCAGAAACAGUAGAGCAGCUGAGGAAAUUCAAUGCAAGGAGGAAACUAAAGGGUGCAGUACUAGCCGCUGUGUCAAGUCACAAAUUCAACUCAUUCUAUGGGGAUCCCCCUGAAGAGUUACCAGAUUUCUCCGAAGACCCUACCUCCUCAGGACUUCUAGCAGCAGAAAGAGCAGUCUCACAGGUGCUGGACAGCCUAGAAGAGAUUCACGCGCUUACAGACUGCAGUGAAAAGGACCUAGAUUUUCUACACAGUGUUUUCCAGGAUCAGCAUCUUCACACACUACUAGAUCUGUAUGACAAAAUUAACACAAAGUCUUCACCACAAAUCAGGAAUCCUCCAAGCGAUGCAGUACAGAGAGCCAAAGAGGUAUUGGAAGAAAUUUCAUGUUACCCUGAGAAUAAUGAUGCAAAGGAACUAAAGCGUAUUUUGACACAACCUCAUUUCAUGGCCUUACUUCAGACUCACGACGUAGUGGCACAUGAAGUUUACAGUGAUGAAGCAUUGAGGGUCACACCUCCUCCCACCUCUCCCUAUUUAAACGGCGAUUCUCCAGAAAGUGCUAACGGAGACAUGGAUAUGGAGAAUGUGACCAGAGUUCGGCUGGUACAGUUCCAAAAGAACACAGAUGAACCAAUGGGAAUCACUUUAAAAAUGAAUGAACUAAAUCAUUGUAUUGUUGCAAGAAUUAUGCAUGGGGGCAUGAUUCACAGGCAAGGUACACUUCAUGUUGGUGAUGAAAUUCGAGAAAUCAAUGGCAUCAGUGUGGCUAACCAAACAGUGGAACAACUGCAAAAAAUGCUUAGGGAAAUGCGGGGGAGUAUUACCUUCAAGAUUGUGCCAAGUUACCGCACUCAGUCUUCAUCCUGUGAGAGAGAUUCCCCUUCCACUUCCAGACAGUCCCCAGCUAAUGGUCAUAGCAGCACUAACAAUUCUGUUUCGGACUUGCCAUCAACUACCCAACCAAAAGGACGACAGAUCUAUGUAAGAGCACAAUUUGAAUAUGAUCCAGCCAAGGAUGACCUCAUCCCCUGUAAAGAAGCUGGCAUUCGAUUCAGAGUUGGUGACAUCAUCCAGAUUAUUAGUAAGGAUGAUCAUAAUUGGUGGCAGGGUAAACUGGAAAACUCCAAAAACGGAACUGCAGGUCUCAUUCCUUCUCCUGAACUUCAGGAAUGGCGAGUAGCUUGCAUUGCCAUGGAGAAGACCAAACAGGAGCAGCAGGCCAGCUGUACUUGGUUUGGCAAGAAAAAGAAGCAGUACAAAGAUAAAUAUUUGGCAAAGCACAAUGCAGUGUUUGAUCAAUUAGAUCUUGUCACAUAUGAAGAAGUAGUAAAACUGCCAGCAUUCAAAAGGAAAACACUAGUCUUAUUAGGUGCACAUGGUGUUGGGAGAAGACACAUAAAAAACACUCUCAUCACAAAGCACCCAGACCGGUUUGCGUACCCUAUUCCACAUACAACCAGACCUCCAAAGAAAGAUGAAGAAAAUGGAAAGAAUUAUUACUUUGUAUCUCAUGACCAAAUGAUGCAAGACAUCUCUAAUAACGAGUACUUGGAGUACGGCAGCCACGAGGAUGCGAUGUAUGGGACAAAACUGGAGACCAUCCGGAAGAUCCACGAGCAGGGGCUGAUUGCAAUACUGGACGUGGAGCCUCAGGGAUUGGAAAAAUCUUCUGGCCAGGGGUGGCUAGAGGCAAAGUCUCAAUCCUGGUCCUGGUCUUCGACAUCCUCUCCUUGGGUUCCACACUGGUCUUCACCUGAACGUCGUUUUCUGCUGGCACUGAAGGUCCUAAGAACUGCGGAGUUUGCUCCUUUUGUUGUUUUCAUUGCUGCACCAACUAUUACUCCAGGUUUAAAUGAGGAUGAAUCUCUUCAGCGUCUGCAGAAGGAGUCUGACAUCUUACAGAGAACAUAUGCACACUACUUCGAUCUCACAAUUAUCAACAAUGAAAUUGAUGAGACAAUCAGACAUCUGGAGGAAGCUGUUGAGCUCGUGUGCACAGCCCCACAGUGGGUCCCUGUCUCCUGGGUCUAUUAGGCCUCUCCCCAGAUAUCUGAGCAUAACUGGGAGCACCUCAUUCGUGGAAAAGCCUCUUUGUUAUCGGCCUUGUGUCAGCAGGUCAUGGUCCCUAGAGACUACCUAGUUGUAGUGUGACCUACAUUUAUAAUUAUUGUCAUGUCCAAAUAGAUAGGAGGAGAAAAACAAUUACACACUAAUUUAAAGAGACAGUAUCUUUUUUAAUCAGUUCUCCUAAACUUUAAUAAAAUGUAUCUUUAAAUGUAUGUAUUAUUCAAUCCUUUGGAAUGUUAUAUUUUUGGAAAUCAUAGCUUUUUAUUUCCAAGGCCCCUAAAAACUGCACAAAAUAGAUGCUGCUUUCUAUAAUCUAUUUUAAUAAUAAUAAACAAUGAUUCUGUUACCUUGACUGGGGGUGGAACACUACAUUCUUUUUAGAGUCUGAUUUUAUGGAUUGGAAUAUUGGAAUAUCUUUCUUUCCUUUAUUUAUUUGAAAUAAUUAGUGUAGUGAUUACAAAACAGUCAUAAAUUUUUAAAGGCCUUUUUUCUCUCCUUUUUUUUUUUAGAAUAGUAUUUUUUUUUAAGUCCUUUAUGUAACAUCCAGAUAAUGUGAUACUGUCUCUUUGAAGCACCCUGUAAACCUUUUAGAGAUUUGAAGUUGGGUCUUGACUCUUAAUGCAUGUGGACAGUCGCGAGCGUUUAUGCUGUCGGUGUGUCUGUGUUGGACAAAACAAUCUGUAAUCUACAGCAAAGUACAUUCUACAUUCCGUUCAUGGGGCACACCCAGGGGAAUAAGAAUAAAAUGCUAUUAUGACUAAGUUGUAAACCUAUGCACAUCCCUUGCAUUUUGGGCAACUUUAUAAAAAAAAAAGAAACUGAUUUUUAUUAAUAAUAAUCAUGUAGUGAAAUGUGUUUGUAAUUUUGUCUCAAUUUAAUUUGUUGUAAGGUGGGGUGGGGGGAAUUGCUGGUUUCACCAUUUCAGAUCUGUGUUGUCUAAGAGUAUUAACAUUUUAAUUAAGCAAAGAAAUGAGGAUUUUUAAUCUGUAUGUAAUUGUUUUAAAGCACCCAUUUUAAGAGAAAAUACUGUGCAAUGAAGAAACCAGUUUAGGCAUUUGCUAUAAACUGAAAUAUUCCAAAAGAAUCAUCUAUAACAGCCCUGUAAAUUCCUUUAAAAUGAUAACUAACAGGACAGUUUGACCAAUUUUUUUUAAAUAUACUUCCUUUUAUGUGUUCAAUAAUUAAAUGCCUUUGGGUCCUUCAUUUCAUUACAGAUUUGUUCAGGCUUCCAAGCUGAUAAUCUUUACAAUUGUAUAAUUUGUUAGAUGCUCAUCGAAACUUUGAAGGCCCAGGAGUGAGUAUCAGUUGGCAGGGCGACAAAGUAGCCUGCCAGAGCACAGCUGGACCAUGUCUGACUCGCACAGAGCCAUGCGCCCAAGGGCCACGGGUGUACUGGAGGCCACCUGUGGUCUCUCCUUCCUCUUGCUGUAUCCCUUGGCACAGGGGAAUCAUCUGUCCUUGUUGCUUUAGAGACAUUAACCAUCUCAUAACCCUUCCAUGAAGUCACAUUCUUCCAAUACAGGAGAUUUGGGCUGGGGUUCUCAGACUCUUUGCCAGAGGUCAGUAGAAUGUUUUUCAUUAGCGUGUGAGGGUGUGAAGUGCUUGUAUUAACCUGUGAUCCUUGAAAACAUACCAUCGUUUUUUGCUUCUUGUAGGUUAGAUGGCCUUGUCACCUUGUGCCUUGGCAGGAUGUGCAGGGUGUGUUCUGAGCCGAACAGCUCCUCUUAAAGGACCAAACAGAGAAGGCAUUAGUAUACUUCUUUUACGUUGUCAACACCCUACCCGCCUCCGCCCCCCAUCGCCUAUUAUGAAAUGGUGGCGAUUUUUUUUUUCUGAUGUUGUCCUUUUUGCCAGUGACCAGAUGAGUCUGCAACUUACUAACAAGGUAUUGAGUGAACUACUUCUGUUUGGGCCCCACAGUGGGGUGAGCAAGCCACCAAACCAGAGACAAGCUCAACAGUGGUCUCAUGCUAGAUGGAGAGAGAAACCUUCAAAGAGUUGUUUAGGGCUGUGUUAGGACUGAUUCAAAUCUGAUAGAUGCCAAGGCCAGACAGUCAUUGCUGGUAUGGUACUGACCACAGUUCGGGCUCUUAGUGUGAAGGUGCCCACUCUACCUCUUUUCUGGUGAAGCACAAAGACAACUACAACUAACACAUGGGAAACAGAAACUUCCCUCCCUCUAGUGGAAACCCCCACGCCCCCACUUGCCCUUUGAGCCCACAUCUCCAGAGAUGCUGAUGAUGCCUGUCUUAAGCCAUCUGCCAUGUUUAUAAAGGUGGAUUAAGCAGAGGAGGAGAAAAGCAAUGCCAACUUAGAUGUCUGUGGCCCCAGAAUUCACAGGCACUGUAGCACUCGUCCUCAGUGGCUUUAUACAUCCUCUGAGAAGCACACAGGCAGGCAUCAUUCUUGCCAUCAUUCCGAUGGUGAAAUCCCUGCAUGCAGAAUUCAUUGACUUCUCAAAGAUGUUAUCUGUUCCAUUCCACUAAUACAUGUCUUCUCUAAAGCAGUGUCUUUAUGACCUAGCUGCAUAUACUUAAAUUUCUGAAUUCAGAGUAGUUUCAGUACAUUGCUGCUGCUGCUGCUACUGCUACUGCUACAUUACAGUUGUCCACUAAGCAAUCAGAGAAAAUUGCUAAAAGCUUCUUUACUGCUUCCAUUCCAUCAGCAGAACUUUUUUUUUCUUUCUUUCUUUUAAAGACCAGAAUGAAUGAUUAGAGUACUAAAUCUUAUUAGUGGUCAAUUGAAGUACUGGAGAGCCGUAUUUUGAAGGUUCUCUCCCCCACCCAACUCCAUUCCCCACAGCAAGAAAGGGAGUGUUUUUAUAUGUUGAAUUAUUUGUUAAAAAGAUGAAACGUCCUGAUUUUCCAAUCACAAGACAGUAAUUACUUUGCACAUGCAGCAUAUCCCAUUUUAAUGCUAAAAAGGGAAAUGUCACUCAAUUUAAUUCAUCUGGAAGUUUCCCAGUGUCAAGAUAACAUUGUAGCCUUUUUAAAUGCAAUUAAAUGUAUCUCUUGUCAGGUGAGAUGAUUUAAAAUAUUUGCUCAGAGAGGAAAAGAAAUGGUUGACCUACUUCUUGCUAUUUGCAUUCAGAAGGCAUCGUCCCAGCCCAUCCUAUUGGUGGCAGAAUAUCUAAAGAUGUCGCAAAGUCCCCCACUGCAGUAGAAAUGCAGGAGGUGUUCUGUUCCCCGUCCAAUUCCUUCUUAGGCUGCUAGAGACAGCCAGUGGGCCAAGCCUUCCCCUGUGCUCCAGGCAGGCCUGGGCUGCCGCUACUGUUAUCUUUUUACAGCCUUUGAUCUGAUCGCUGCAGAGUUCUUUUGUUUUUAAAUGACUUGUAUUUGUCUCUUCAUUAAGGCUUCAAGUUUAUUUCUUGAAAAAGUUUAGUCAAUUGAACCACCCUCCAGGAAGAUUCCCAGCGUGGAAACUGCCUCUGAAAAACAAGGCAGCCCAAAGCCAGCUCUCUUUUGUCCUCCACUGAUGUCAUGUCCUUUUUUUUUUUUUUUUUUCAUUUCAGGCCAGUUUCUUAACUUGGGGCAAAGAGAAUGUGUUGCUAAAGCUACCAAGAAAACUGCUUGAUUAACAAAUUCUUAAUAGAAAUGCCUCCCACACUGUCUCUUUGGAAAGAGAAGGCACCUUGGAAUCGGCAUUCCAAAACCAAGCUCCUUGUCGUCCUCAUCCCUCCUCCUUCUUGCUUCCUAUUAUCAAACUCGUGUGUGUUUCAUGUUUUCUCAGAACUGAACACAGCCUCCUAAUUCCAUCCUCUUGACUAGGGCUUACAAUACUGAGUGAUUACAGCCUGUAAUAGGUUAAAGGUCCCUGAGCGUGGCUCUCUUGUUCUGCGCCUCUAAUUAAUUCUUCUAUUGAAAGAUGCUUUCCUUCUAACUGCAGCUUACAGAAAGGCUACAAGCUUUAAUCACAGAUCAUUUCAUUUGCCAGAGGCUUUCCUUUUCUAACUCCUUUAGAAAUAAGAUUUCCCUCUCUGUUUGGAAUCUCUGGAUACAGGACUCUCCUCCAAGCUCAUGGCUUGAUUGGCUUUGCCUGUGCACACGCACAUCAGUUUGCCUUAAACUUGGAGCUAUGGGGAGUCCAGGAUUUUCCAGCUUAGUGGGUGAAGUUUAGCUGUCACAUACGUCCAGGAAGUGGGGGAAAAGGGGAAAAAAGAGGAUAUUCACCACCAUGUUCCCAUCUGGUCUUUCCCCUGCCUUGCUUUGUGCAGCAGGUGGGCAGACAGCCCACAGAAACAGAAGGAGAAAGAGGGCCGCACCAUCUCUGGGGCCAGCACUCCCAAGUCUUAGCUCUUUGUGGGGAUAGAAAAUCCUGAGCUCCCACCACCUCUCAUCUGACCCUCCAUCAACUCCUUUGAACCUGUGCAAAUGGACUGAGCAGAAGAAAAUGGAAGGAGAUGUUUGUCACCACACAGGAGACCUCCUUUCUGGCCCCAAGCACAACUCCAUCUCUGCGUAUGCUCAGAAACUCAGAAUUUAGCUACUACUUAUGUGUUAGCUCCAUUCUCUCUGGUGUGUGACUGAGAGAACACGCCAGUGUUCUUACUGACAGAGGCUUAGGGGUGACCCUCUCUGGACCCAGGGGAAGUACAACCUCUGUAGCGGGAGUUGUCCUUGGGAACAGAAACAGACAUUCCUCCACAGUGAGUGGCUCCCCCUAUUUUUUUUUUUUUAUUUGGAAGAGACCAAGAAUUGGGGGAAUUGAUUUCCAGUCUUAGCUGUUUCCCGGAAUGUCAUCUGUGCAGGCAGGUAGGCGGCUGCCGGGUGCAGCAGGCAGCGUGACUGAUGUGAAGGCCGCCCAAUCCUCACGUGCUGAGACCCGAGUAUCGUGUUUAAUUGCAGUGUAGGCGUGUCGCCAUUCAAACUCAGUUCUGGGGUGGUUUUGCAUAAAGUUUUGCCGACGUGUUCUUUUUUCUGUAUGUAUUAUUGCCUUUUUAUAAAAGGUGUUGAAGUAUUGUCUCAGUGAUAAAAAGAGAGAGAUGUUAAUGGUUGUUGUAUAUUUCACCGUAUCCAAUUGUAAGUAUUUGCAGGGUACAGCAGAGCCUUAGCUUGCAAGAGCGUUUGUGCAGGAGGUGUCCCUCAACACCCAGGAGCUGAAGGGAUUGGAAAGGUUUGGAUUCUUUGUAAAUGUCCUGCUUUUCUUUCUCUCUGUGUGUAUCUAUUUACAUGCCUUAGCACACGCCCUCCCAUCCUGAUCCCUUUGCCCUGUCGCCGGAACAACCAGAAUGCUGGUGCGCUGCCGGCACAGUACAAGUUGAUGAAACCCUAAUCAGUUAUCUUGUGUGACAGGGGAAGAAGAGAAACUCCAUAGUAUUCCUUGUAGAAUAUACAUACCUGUAGGAUGCUGUGUAAUGGGAAACCAUAGAAUUGGGCUUUUGUCAUUUCAAAGUUGGAGAAAUGUAUGAAUAAAAUGUAUAAAACAUGAAAA